CAUCCAGGUCACCCCGGCUGUCCUCUGGGCCGUGGUGCAGCCGAGACUUUAGGCGACACCCAGGUGAGCAGCGUCUGCGCCGCGGCCGACCUGGUACAUGCCGGUUAGCCGGCGAGGAUGCAGCCCGCACCUGCGAGCAUCCCAAGCGGCUUCUGCUGUGGCAGCCGCAACCACAGCGUGACCCAAGGAGGCGGUGUCAGUGGCUGCUGAAUUUUCCCCUGUAGAGAGCCGGAGGAGAAAAAAACCGAAGAAAGCCCGCCAAAAUCUCGGCUUGGUUCGUUUUUUGAGAUGGUCAAAACUAUUUUUUUUGUGAAAAUGCCCUGCACCUGUAAUGGGAACAACUGGAGGCAAUGGAUCGGAUGCCUGCUUGUGUUUAUUUACUUUAUUUUCAUCCUUGUUUCCCUCGGUGUUUGGCAACUUCAAAAACUAAAGGCUGGAAUGCACAUACAACUAUGGCUUAUUGCUGCUGUUUUUAUGCUGUUGACAAUCCCUGUGUCCUUCUGGGAGAUUGUGCAGCACUUAGUGCAUUUCACACAACCAGAACUCCAGAAGCCCAUUAUAAGGAUUCUGUGGAUGGUUCCAUUAUACAGUUUUUGUAGUUGGCUAUCUUUGAAAUAUCCUAAAAUCUUCAUCUAUAUGGAUACCUGCAAGGACUGGUACGAAGCUUUCGUUAUUUAUAACUUUAUGAUGUUACUCAGGAACUACCUACAAAUACAAUUCCCUGAUGUGAUGGUCCACCUGGAAACUAAAGGUCAGCAACAGCAUCACCCCACUCUGUGCUACUAUUCACCAUGGCCUAUGGGAGAAAUGCGGUAUUAUUGGUACCGAUUUGGAGUGUUGCAGUACCUUGUGGUCAGAUCAGUCACCACUAUGACAACAUUGGUAUGUGAAAAUAUUGGUAUACUUCAUGAAAUGACCUUUAAUGUCUACAACGCAUGGACUUACUUAUGUAUUUUAAACAACAUUUCACAGCUGUUUGCCUUGUCCUCCCUCUGGCUGUUUUAUAGAAUGCUGAAAGAAGAGUUCAGACCUCUAAAACCUGUUUUCAAAUUUCUUUGUUUCAAAAUUGUAAUCUGUCUCUCGUUCUGGCAAGCAGUACUAAUCAGUGUAUUACUAAAAUCUGGCAUAAUUUCAAAGAUACAUGUGAUGGAAGGGCAACGUCCUGAAGCUGUGGCCACAGGCCUGCAGGAUGUCCUCAUCUGCAUCGAAAUGCUUUUCAUGGCGAUUGGAAAUUAUUAUAUAUUUUCAUAUAAGCCGUAUAUAAAAGAAGGAGAGGAAGGCUCAUGCUUCAACUCCUUCGUAGCAAUGUUUGAUGUGUCUGAUAUCAAGCAUCACAUUGCCGAGGACAUGAGAUAUUUCAAAAGAAUAACACAGUGUUCUCCAAAAAAAGAUCCAGUACUCGAAACCCAGAGCAUACUCAACACCCUAGUCGUCUUAUCUCAUGAGCACCAAAUGAAGGUUCUCCAAGCACAAAGACAAUCUUACGCCAGCGCGAGUAUCGGGACUUUGGACAAGAAUAUUCCUCAUAAUGCAGCCGUUGCAUUCCAUCAGGGUGAACAUACAAAAAUAGACAUACCAGAACACGAGGGCCCUCCUGACGGUUCAGAAAGAAUAACACAGUGUUCUCCAAAAAAAGAUCCAGUACUCGAAACCCAGAGCAUACUCAACACCCUAGUCGUCUUAUCUCAUGAGCACCAAAUGAAGGUUCUCCAAGCACAAAGACAAUCUUACGCCAGCGCGAGUAUCGGGACUUUGGACAAGAAUAUUCCUCAUAAUGCAGCCGUUGCAUUCCAUCAGGGUGAACAUACAAAAAUAGACAUACCAGAACACGAGGGCCCUCCUGACGGUUCAGAAAGAAUAACACAGUGUUCUCCAAAAAAAGAUCCAGUACUCGAAACCCAGAGCAUACUCAACACCCUAGUCGUCUUAUCUCAUGAGCACCAAAUGAAGGUUCUCCAAGCACAAAGACAAUCUUACGCCAGCGCGAGUAUCGGGACUUUGGACAAGAAUAUUCCUCAUAAUGCAGCCGUUGCAUUCCAUCAGGGUGAACAUACAAAAAUAGACAUACCAGAACACGAGGGCCCUCCUGACGGUUCAGAAAGAAUAACACAGUGUUCUCCAAAAAAAGAUCCAGUACUCGAAACCCAGAGCAUACUCAACACCCUAGUCGUCUUAUCUCAUGAGCACCAAAUGAAGGUUCUCCAAGCACAAAGACAAUCUUACGCCAGCGCGAGUAUCGGGACUUUGGACAAGAAUAUUCCUCAUAAUGCAGCCGUUGCAUUCCAUCAGGGUGAACAUACAAAAAUAGACAUACCAGAACACGAGGGCCCUCCUGACGGUUCAGGGUAUGUGAAAAUAUUGGUGUCCACAGUGAAAGACCUUUAAAGUCUUCAACGCAUGGACUUACUUAUGUAUUUUAAAUAACAUUUCACGAGUGUACUAGAGCUAGAACCCACGGCCUGUGAGUGUAGAGCAUGCACCUUGCUUGGCCCUGACUCCACUGCAAGGAUCUGAAGAAGGAUCCUUACUGCUUUCCUGUCCUGGAGUAGUUUAAAUGAGCAUAAAGUGUCUUAUCAUUUUAAUGGGGAAGUUUGCCUUGUCCUCCCUCUGGCUGUUUUAUGGAAUGCUGAAAGAAGAGCUCAUAUCUCUGAAACCUAUUUGCAAAUUUAUUUGUAUCAAAAUGGUAUUCUGUCUCUCAUUCUGGCAAGCAGUACUAAUCAGUGUAUUACUAAAAUCUGGCAUAAUUUCAAAGAUACAUGUGAUGGAAGGGCAACGUCCUGAAGCUGUGGCCACAGGCCUGCAGGAUGUCCUCAUCUGCAUCGAAAUGCUUUUCAUGGCGAUUGGAAAUUAUUAUAUAUUUUCAUAUAAGCCGUAUAUAAAAGAAGGAGAGGAAGGCUCAUGCUUCAACUCCUUCGUAGCAAUGUUUGAUGUGUCUGAUAUCAAGCAUCACAUUGCCGAGGACAUGAGAUAUUUCAAAAGAAUAACACAGUGUUCUCCAAAAAAAGAUCCAGUACUCGAAACCCAGAGCAUACUCAACACCCUAGUCGUCUUAUCUCAUGAGCACCAAAUGAAGGUUCUCCAAGCACAAAGACAAUCUUACGCCAGCGCGAGUA
Molecule: messenger RNA, 3113 nt
Organism: Chionomys nivalis (European snow vole)
Lineage: Eukaryota; Metazoa; Chordata; Mammalia; Rodentia; Cricetidae
Product: transmembrane protein 184C-like
Exons: 19
Coding region: 289-2385 (698 amino acids)
Biological process (GO): transport
Molecular function (GO): transporter activity
Source: RefSeq, a predicted model, not a curated record